Molecule: messenger RNA, 390 nt
Organism: Dioszegia hungarica
Lineage: Eukaryota; Fungi; Basidiomycota; Tremellomycetes; Tremellales; Bulleribasidiaceae
Exons: 3
Coding region: 1-390 (129 amino acids)
Biological process (GO): box C/D snoRNP assembly
Molecular function (GO): box C/D methylation guide snoRNP complex binding
Source: RefSeq, a predicted model, not a curated record
AUGUCUGCCCUCUCCCUCAAUCCAGGCAAACAGCUACUAGCUCGAGUCCGGCACUUCCUCCCCCUCCUCGCUUCAUCCAAUGAAGAUCUCUUACAACGGGCAAAGGAGAACCCGAGUGCGGUAGAUAUCGAGAAUACAGCAGGACAGGAUAAGGUCAUUGAGAUGGACCUCGGCCUGGGCGUAUUCGAUGUGCAGGGCGCUGCGAAGGGAGAUAUGGGGCCCGAGCUGGACAUCCCGGAGGAUCAAGAGGGUGCUGAGGACGAAGACGAGGACGACGAGGAUGAGGACGAGGACGAAGAUAUGGAGGAGGGCUCGGAAACCGACUCGUCCAGCUCGGAUAGUGACUCAUCCCCAUCAACGGCCGACUCAACACCACAACCACCCAGAUGA